CUCUAUAGUAUAAAGGGGAAUUCUUCCUGCCUCUGCCUGUCACGAGAGCUCCUUUUUUUUACUGCCUUCUGGAAGAUCUCGAAUCUAUAUUCUGCAGAAACAUCUGUCUUUGGAAACUGUUUUUUCUAACCGGAACUGAAAACAAGAAAACAGGUGCAGGGUGGAGCCCGCGAGGUAUUUUCCUAAAGAGGUGUCAAUACCACAAACGCGGCACAGUUCUCCGUUUCACAAACAGGCUAGAUUCCGAGCUGCUCGGUCCAUCACUGGAUUCUGUCCUCCUAGCUUCUGAGACUUCCCUUCUCUGAGUCUCUGUGGAUGGGGGUGGCAUAGGAGGAGGAAGCUGCGGACUUAGAAGUGCAGGAGCUACGGAUCAGAAGGUGGCUCCGAGACAGGAGGGGAAUAUCUCGGUAACCUUCAGGAUCCUCUCUGCCGGAGGGGAAGAAACUGCCAGAGGAGCCGUAUGGGCGGUCAGAGUUCGCGACUCCUAGAUGAGCGACAGCGACGGUACCUGAGAGGCCGGACGGUUGCUCUGGCCAGGAACUUCAUGCCGUAUUACCGAAGGCACCUGGCUUCCGUCUUUCUGAGAAAGAUCUCCAGGGAGCUGGAUCCACAGGGCCAACCGGGCCCGCAGCUGAUGCAGAGAAAAAUCCAAGAGCCACCCAGGGCCCUUCUUCCCGAGGGAGUCCUGAUCCAUUAUCAUGGAGGGAGCAGCUCGAAAUGGAAGGAGAGCUACUUUGUUCUGCGGGAAGACUUCUCCCUUGAAUGGUUUGGUAGUAAAGAGGGCCAGGGAAAGGGUUGUGAGCCCAGGGGAUCCACUGCUCUAACUGGGUACACCCUGGUGACCUCAGGGAGAGACUAUAUCAGCUUGGUGGUGGACAGUGUCUGCCAGGGCCUGGGAGGAGAUCCUUCCCAGUGGGGCCCAGACCCCAUAACUGAGCCGCCCAUGCCAUUUUCCAUCUAUCUCUACCAUCCCUUCCGGCAGCACUUCUGCUUCUGCAUGGCCACGGCCGAAUCCCAGCACAGCUGGAAAUGUGCCCUAAGCGAGGGGAUAAGACAUCGCAGCACAGUUUUGCAGAGAAGGAAAUCUCUUGAUGUAGAGGCCUUCCUGGACGCCGUGCAGUUUUACAGGCAGGAGAAAGGCUGCUAUGGAGUCGAUGAUCUCCUCCUGGGGACGGAGCCAGAGAUUCUCACUAACCUGCUGAUGGAAGAUUUGCUGCCCGUGCUGCAGGAUCAGAACCUACCUCCUCUCCAGGGGUUGGCCAGCAGGUGGACGUUCCUGGAGGAGGUUUACACCCUGGUCCUGGCACAGAUCUCUGAUGAGCUCCAAGAUUUUCAGAAGGAAAAAGAGGAACUGCACAGAGAGUUGGAAAAGAAGAUUCGCCCCGAUGUGGGUGAGAUGUUGGCCCUGAGGAAUCACAUAGCUCAGCAGCUACAAAGGAUGGUGCGUGGCCCAGCUGAUGGGUGCUGCUGCCGGGAGGUGGAUCCCAUGCUGGGAGGGAUUGGGGAUAAAUUGCUGAGCCCCAUUAGCACCGGGAUGUGCAUGGUGCGCCUGAUUUUCACCAGGCGGAUAGACCAACUGCUCAGAAACUUGCAAAAUGUUCACUCUGUCAGAGUGUUGAAAGAGGAGAUUUGUUCACUAUCGGCGAUGCCCUGGGAUUCCGUGCUGAUGCGGCCAUGCUACAAGAAGGCAGAGCUCUACUGGAGCAGUCUGCAGGGCUUCAAGGAGAGAUUUGGCUUCUGCGGCACAACGAGCUUGGUCCUCGGGGCUCAGGAUCUCAUGCAGCAGCUGCUGGAAAAUUCAGUCUACACAUUCCAGCAGCUCUCAGAUCGGCAUCUGAAUUCAGCAAUCAACAGAAGCCAGGUCACUCAGGUCCUGGAGAAGGUGAAAGGUCGGGUGUUGAAGAAGUUUGACUCUGACAGCAGUUUUGCCCAGAAGCAGUUUGUUGAGGAAUGGGUGAUCCAAAUUUUUUCUCCCUUCCUGCUUAGGAGCCUGGAGACAAGCUGUAAAUUGGAACUACCGAAGUAUGAGAAGUACAUAUUUGCCGAUUACAGCAACGUUAUCAGUGUCAAGACCAUUUAUGAGGAUUUGGUUCUGGGUGUUCUGCAGCGAAGAGUCGGCAGAGGUCUGAAAGUGGCUUCGGGUUGGAACAGGCCAAUACUGUACGGGGACCUGGGGAAUGCGAACAGCCUGACCUGCGAGGCAGUUCCGUGGAGCCAGACUGAAACAGGAACUGGGGGCAUAACUCAGAUAAACAACCUCAAGGACCAAGAAAAGAAACGAAAGACUGCAGGAUUGCAAGACCAGUGUUCGUCUGCAGCGAGGAACCCCGGAACUGGACUUUCUCCCACGUGGCAGGAGUUCAAAGGAAACCAGCUCCAGAGCGAGAAGCAGCCAGAAGAAGAGAGUCCUCAUGUUGCAUCUCUUGGAGGCUACAGUUAUGAAGUGUCCCCUGAGCAGGCAGCCCUGGGAAAAGAAGGCAGAUCUAAGGAAGCAGCUGGUGAGGAUCUGCAGCAAGGUCGAGGGAGGGUUGAGGUGCCACAGAUGACGGAGGAGGAGCUUGAUGAGAUGGAAAGAACUGCCCUCUUGGAGCGCCUGACCAUAGCCAUGGAAAUGGAAAUCUUCCAGACAGAUCUGCUGGAAAUGGAUCUCCAUCAAGAAGCUGGGAUCCCAAACUGAGUCUCUGAAAACAAGAGCAAAGGGGCAGAUGAUAGACAAACAGACCUGGCGGCUUGACCCCAGUGACAUUGUAGUCGAGGCUAUAGAUCCAGGGCCAGCAGGUGAAGCGAUGAAAAUCAAGGGGAGAUCGUAUUGUAGGCUGGAGUCGUGUGUUUUGGAGCCAUCACUGCAAGUCUGUUGUGGUGGGGAUGGGGGCCACUUAGCCUAAAUGAAUGUGGUAAUCCCCCUUCCCCCUCAAUCUCUCUCUUUACCCCCCCCCCCCACCUAUUUGUUCUACUUCUUGGUGAUCUGGCAGGUCAAACUCUGAAAUAAUCCAGAGUGGAUCCUACUCCUCCAAGAAAGAAAAAAGCACUAAAAGACUAACUAGUAGGAAAGGCAUUGCUCUGACAGAGACAGCAGUACUUAAGUCAGGUAGAAAUAGAGGCAGACGUAGAAUCUCAAGGCCGACAUAACGUUGGGGAGAUUGACGGAGUAGCGGCAGCAAUGUGACAUGAAUACAAGAGCAUGAGAAAUACCAUUACUAGGCCAGAACACCGGUCACUGCUCUGUCUCCAACAACAGCAUUAGGAUGCAUCUAGCCUCAUGGUUCAGGACAGACCAUCUAACAACCUAACUUUCCCUGUAGAAACCCAACGUGGACUUCUCGUCCGUGAACUUAUCCAAACUGUUCUCCAACCUAUGGAUAUUUUUGUGGUAACACAUUCCAUUUACUUACCGUCUGCUGCGGCAAGGUGUUCACUUCUGUUUGUCUUAAAACUGCCAUUUCCAAGCGUU
Molecule: messenger RNA, 3451 nt
Organism: Ornithorhynchus anatinus (platypus)
Lineage: Eukaryota; Metazoa; Chordata; Mammalia; Monotremata; Ornithorhynchidae
Gene: NIBAN3
Product: niban apoptosis regulator 3
Exons: 16
Coding region: 461-2677 (738 amino acids)
Source: RefSeq, a predicted model, not a curated record